This is a messenger RNA of Malurus melanocephalus (red-backed fairy wren), 338 nucleotides long. RefSeq names its product pyruvate carboxylase, mitochondrial-like. The transcript has 2 exons. NCBI's taxonomy places the organism in Eukaryota, Metazoa, Chordata, Aves, Passeriformes, Maluridae. Gene Ontology annotation, biological process: gluconeogenesis; pyruvate metabolic process. Bases 2 to 310 code for a protein of 102 amino acids. The record is from RefSeq and is a predicted model, not a curated record. Gene Ontology annotation, molecular function: pyruvate carboxylase activity; ATP binding. Gene Ontology annotation, cellular component: cytoplasm.
CAUGUCCCCAAUGUCCCCAAUGUCCCCAAUGUCCCCAGGCAUCCCCCUGGAGCGCGUGUUCGAGUACAGCGAGUACUGGGAGGGGGCUCGGGCUCUCUACGCCGCCUUUGACUGCACGGCCACCAUGAAGUCGGGGAACGCGGACGUGUACGAGAACGAGAUCCCGGGGGGGCAGUACACCAACCUGCACUUCCAGGCCCACGCCAUGGGGCUCGGACACAAAUUCAAGGAGGUCAAGAGAGCCUACGCCGAGGCCAACAAACUGCUGGGGGACCUGAUCAAGGUGACGCCCUCGUCCAAGGUGGUGUGAUGUCACCCAUUGUCCCCAUUAUCCCCAU